This is a messenger RNA of Cooperia oncophora, 849 nucleotides long. NCBI's taxonomy places the organism in Eukaryota, Metazoa, Nematoda, Chromadorea, Rhabditida, Trichostrongylidae. The record is from the annotation of a GenBank genome assembly.
AUGGCCUGCCUGCUGUUUCAUAACAAUCUCGUUGUCUUCAACAUCCAUCUCAUUCAUCUCCUAUUGUUUUACUCCUACCAUUUGAUAGAACAGUAUCUCAACUUCCUCUCACCGUUUCAGUUUGAUCGUGCUGUGCAUCGCCUUUACGCCGACCCGGGUCAUAUUUGUACGAACCAACUAGCAGAUCGACUUUUCCAGCGCCUCUAUUGGGCCUUACGAGCCGUGCAAUUUAAGAUUUUCUACAAAAACGAAGAACUGGACGUGGACGAUAUUUCCGAUCGUGGAGAGGUCGGCGUACGACCGCCGCCGCUUGACGAACUCGUCAGAACGACUCGAUUCAGCCGCCGAUGGAUCAAGUACAUGUAUGCGAAAUUCAAAAAUGAAUGCCCAACUGGUCGAAUGUAUGAGCCAGAAUUUCGCCGGGUUCUUGCAUCCAUCAUCGCACCCGAGAGGGCAACCGAUCAGUACUUUUCGCGACUGUUUAAUGCCUUCUCAACAGAUGACAAGAAAUCGGUUACAUUCCAAAACCUUAUCGAGUGCCUAUCACUGAUCGAGCCCCAUACAGCCGAGAGUAACGCCUUGUGGACGAUUCGCAUCAUCACGGGAUACCAAGUCGAUCACUUCGGUUUUCCGGAAUUCCUUUCCUUUACUGAGUCGGUUUUCGGAUUGAACGAGGGAAAGCAGUCCGACCACAACGAAGAGAACAACCGGGAAACCGAGCUCGACAGCAACGGGGAUGGCAUUGUCACUUUAGAGGAUAUGGUGCGAUUUUUUAAGUCGUUCGAAAACUCAUCGCAGCUACGAAGUAUGACGACCAGCAGCAAUCACUCCAGUCGGUUACCAGUAUGA